AUGCACGCCAACUUUCAAGCCAACCUACGCGCUCGUAAAGACGAGCAGUGCCACGCCAAAAAGCUGGAAAGAUUGAAGCAACGCCUCACACCGCGUUUACCAGGCUCCCAAAAGAAGGUGGUGUACAACCUGUCCUCGUACCAGCCCGACGGCCCCGAGAUGGCAGUCCUGAACCUUGGUCUCAACUUCAAUAUGGGUCCCGCAACAGACACGAAGAAGUUGCUGCGCACUCAACCCACGGUGGCCCCCUUGUCCCAGCAGGAGCGUGAUGCCGUCAAGAGGCUACGUGAGAAUCAUGACAUUGUGAUACUUCCUGCCGACAAGGGUAACGCUACGGUCCUUCUCGACAAAAGCAAGUACAUCGAAAAAAUGCACUUGCUUCUGAGUGAUAAACAAACAUACGCCCCGGCUGCAAGAGACCCUACACCUAAUCUACAAAGGGACUUGCAAAAACUUCUGUCCGACAUCUUCCGCAUGGUGCCGCCUCAACACAAGCAGCUGUAUUAUAAAUUGCUUUGCCACAAUGGAUCAGCUCCAGCUAUAUACGGCCUACCGAAGGUACACAAGACCGAUAUCCCCCUGCGGCCUAUAGUGGACUUCACUCGCUCCCCGCUCUACAGGCUGUCAGGUUUUCUUCAUAGGGUCAUCUCGCCCCUGGUAGGCAAAGGUGCUACCUAUAUACGCAACACGUGUGACUUCAUCGAAAAGGUCAAAGACACAAUAGUCGAUCCGGACGAAGUCUUGGUUUCCUUCGACGUUGUGUCACUUUUCACGAGUGUACCCAUAGACAUGGCCGUGGAUGUGUGCGUUGCCGCCCUCGACAAGGACCCGACAUUGCCUGAGCGAUCUCCCCUCGAAGUGCACGACCUAGGCAGGCUACUCAAGUUUUGCCUGUCGAACACCUAUUUCACCUUUCAGAAGAAGUAUUACCGGCAGUUACACGGUGCGGCGAUGGGGGCGUCGAUUUCGGUGACUGUUGCUAACCUAACAAUGGAGGCUAUUGAAGCUCGGGCACUUUCCUCGUUUACGCCGAAACCGAAGUGCUUUCUGAGGUAUGUCGACGACUGCUUCAGUGUUUUGCAGCGGCAGAACCUCGACCUAUUCACGGUUCACCUCAACAGUAUGCAUCCAGCAAUUCAGUUCACAGUCGAAGCGGAGUCUGAGGGCCAGCUACCGUUCUUGGACGCCCUGGUGAAACGCGAUGGCUCAGGCUUGUCGUUCAAGGUGUUUAGGAAGCCCACUCACACUGGCCGCUACCUCAACUACAGAUCGGUGCACCCGGCUUCGCAAAAGAGGUCCGUUGUCGGCUCUCUUCGUCGGGCGGAAAGGGUAUGCACGACAGGGGAAGACCGUGCGGGUGACAAUGCACUGGUGCGGCAGGAGCUGAUGGCGUGUGGUUACCCUGAGUACCUAAUUGACUCAGUAGGGCGCCAGUUGGCUCGUGCAGUGCCCGCCCAAUUUGGACCUACACAGAAACGGGCCGCAAUUCCGUACGUUCCGGGAGUAAGCGAGCCCCUUGCACGAGUUCUGCGGUCUUAUGACGUGCAGGCGGCGCACGUCCCGUCCAGGAAGCUCCGGCACGAACUCGUACGUGUGAAGGACCCUCUUGAAAAGGAAAGGUACCCGGGUGUUGUGUACGUCAUCCCCUGUGUGGACUGUCCUUACGUCUACGUGGGGGAAACCGGCAACUUCAAGACGAGACUUCAACAGCACAAGAAUGACGUCACGAAUAAACAUGUUGCCUCCAAUGCCGUGGCCGAACACUGCCUUGUGAACCGCAACGAACUGCCUUUCCCCAAUGCCCAGAAGAAGUUUCUUCAAGACCUGCGACUGGCGUCUCAGACUGCCGACUUCCUCAACGUAAUAGUCCAGCUGCCUAGGAGCAAGCAUCGGAAUCCAGGGCAAGGUCGAGAGGUCAACGUGCUCGGAGACGCCUCAAUCCCAAAGAACGUGGCUGAUCUUCUCAAUCUUGGGCCGAACUUUUGUGAGCACCCUGAUCUGGAUAAGUGCGUCAAAAGGAAUGUUUAUUGA
Messenger RNA from Rhipicephalus sanguineus (brown dog tick), 2031 nucleotides. RefSeq lists its product as uncharacterized. Lineage: Eukaryota; Metazoa; Arthropoda; Arachnida; Ixodida; Ixodidae. The record is from RefSeq and is a predicted model, not a curated record. The coding region runs from base 1 to 2031 and encodes 676 amino acids. The transcript is spliced from 3 exons.